CUUAAACAUGGCCAUGUUUCGGUGCCAUGCUGGCGCUUCUGGCUGUGGGAAUCCUGGCGCUGGAUCUGGUGUUGGGUCGAAAGUUGCAGGGCGACGUGAUACUUGGAUCUGGGCAAGCCACUGUGAUCAGCAAGUUUUGCUUCGAUUUCAACCCACAGUGCGUGGAUCACCAUGCGUGUGUCAAUCCACCGGGAAGCAUUGACCUCAAGGUGCGUUCGGCUCAUCUAAGCCAGACAUCCUCCAUGCGUGUGGCGGAGGUGAGGGAGCCCAAAGUCAUGGUUGCCCUGCUGGACGAUGAGUACUUCAGCUUUCCAGAAGUCUCGCAAGUUUGGGGCGAGGCCAAUUGCACCGAUGUGGCCAAAGCUGCCAAGAGGGCAUUUGCGCUGGAGUGGAGGACCAUCAGUUCCAGGGAGGGUCAACAUUUCUACAGCAUCGUGGUGGAAAAGGUACGACCGCGCUGGUGGUACAUCGCUUUGGCCUCGUGUUCAGAUCAUGCUUUGGCUAUGAGCUACGAGCUGCUGGUGCAGAAUCCUAUGCAGGGGAUCAAUCUCCAGCUGUCCAUGGAUGAAAUAG
Molecule: messenger RNA, 573 nt
Organism: Cladocopium goreaui
Lineage: Eukaryota; Dinophyceae; Suessiales; Symbiodiniaceae
Source: the annotation of a GenBank genome assembly